Molecule: messenger RNA, 474 nt
Organism: Naegleria gruberi
Lineage: Eukaryota; Heterolobosea; Eutetramitea; Acrasida; Naegleriidae
Exons: 1
Coding region: 16-450 (144 amino acids)
Biological process (GO): ribosomal large subunit biogenesis; cytoplasmic translation
Cellular component (GO): cytosolic large ribosomal subunit; ribosome
Molecular function (GO): RNA binding; structural constituent of ribosome
Source: RefSeq, a predicted model, not a curated record
AAAAAAUACAUCACAAUGGUUAAAGUUAACACCGCUGUCUCCAGCAAGAGAAGCAAGGCCAGAAAGCAACACUUCACUGCCCCAUCUUCUGUUAGAAGAGUCAUCAUGAGUGCUCCUCUCACCAAGAAGUUGAGAGAUGAACAUAACGUUCGUGCCGUCCCAAUCAGAAAGGGUGAUGAAGUCAAGAUCUUGAAGGGUAAAUUCAGAGGUGUUGUCGGUAAGGUCAAGAAGGUCGUCAGAUUGAAGUGGUCUGUCUACGUUGAAGGUGUCCAAGGUGAUAAGCUCGGUGGAAAGACUUUCGAUGUCCCAGUCAAGCCAUCUACUGUACAAAUCACUAAGCUCCAUCUCGAUAAGGAUAGAAAGAACUUGUUGAAGAGAAAGGCUGAAGCUAGAUCCACAACCACCCAAGCCAACAAGGGUAAAUUCACUGAAGAAACCGUUAAACAAUAAAUCUUUCCGAAAACAAAAAUAUUU